AUGAUUGUAGGCAGAAGAAAGCAGGAGGGAGAGAUUGAAGUGUUCUGCUUGGUCAAAAUCGUGGUGGCAUUGUCUUCAGCACUGAUGAUUAUUUUCGACAUCGAAAUGGGUAUACCAAAGAAAGCUAUUGAUCAGGGAAGAUCUCCAGUUAUAAUAGAUAACACUAAUACCCAAGCUUGGGAAAUGAAACCUUAUGUGGAAAUGGCUAUAGGUAAAGGAUACCGAGUGGAGUUCCACGAACCUGAAACAUGGUGGAAAUUUGAUCCUGAUGAAUUAGAAAAGAGGAAUAAACAUGGGGUGUCUCGUGAAAAGAUUGCACAGAUGUUGGAUCAUUAUGAAUAUAAAAUGUCCAUCUCUAUUGUAAUGAAUUCAGUGGAACCUCCACAUAGAAGGUCUGAGAGACUUCGAAGACAGAGAGAAGAAAAUUUGAAAAAAACUGGACAGAAACCUAGCAGAGCAAGUCAGAGGAGAAACAGGAGAAGAAAUAGGAAACUGAAGAAUAGUAAUGGUAACUCUAUGGAGAAAGAUUCAUAUGGAACCCUAAGUCAUCCUGUGCCAGAGGAUGAGGGCACAUCUGAAAGUGAAGGACAUUACUCAGAAGAAGAGAAUGAUGGAAAUUUAGUGUCCAUGUCCAUUGGAGAUCUGAGAUGUACAUCAACAGAUUUUAUAAAUGGACACAGUGAGGAAAGUAAUAAAAGCCUAAAACCUGAACUUGGAAAAGAAAGUAUUUCUAAUGCUCGAUCUGUAACUCUGGAAAGUAUACCACGGUGUGACUCAACUGCAGAAAGUGACAACUUGUAUCAGUUAAGCUUGACAUCCAUUCCCCAUGAAAAUGCAGUUGGAUACAUGUUUAAUCAUCAGACAAUGGUUCACAACUUUGUAGGAAGACAGAAUAAUUCCUGUGUACCAAGUGUUGAAUGCUCUGAAAUGAAGGCUGACAGUCACGCUGAACUGAGUCACUCUGUGGUGUUUGGCAUUAAGGAUAGAGUUAUAUCUGCUAAGGCCACAGGCAUUCUCACAGAGGAGGAGAACAUGUCAGCUGAAAGCCCCAGUGAUAAAGAAAUGCUGCUUAAUCAAGGCAAAUUGGACUCUUCAUGUGAAAAUUUAAAAUAUGGGCACAGAGCAAAUAGAAAUCAAACAAAUUGUUGGGCUUUUUUCUCAGCCACAUUAUCUGAUGAAAACCUGGAGUGGGAUUUGGACACACAGCCGUCUUUUGCUGGUUGGCUUGAGGGGCCUCGUAACUUUAUAAAUCCUCAGAGACAAAAGAAAGCUAGGUGUUCCAGACGGACUUGUCCUGCUGGCCCUGGGGAACUGAUGAGACUUGUCCACAGAUAUGAAGACACAGAACCAGAAAACCAUGUGCAAGGACUGAUGGAGGAGAAUGCUGAUGCAUUAAGAAAUGAGGAGCUGACAUCUUCUCCAAAUAAACCUAUGGACCUAAUUCCAUUCAUAGAGACAGAAACUAAUGUCUUUAGAAGCAACUUGCCUGAAAUAUAUGUCCAAAGGAAAACAUCAGCAGUAAUUACUAAGAAGGGAAGACCCAAAAGGAUUUUUAAUUUGGCUCCAAACUUUCACCUGCCGAGACAAGUUGUGUUUAGUGUAGUGGAGAAGAGAGAUGCUCUGUUAACAGAUAGUCAGACAUUUAAAAAUGUUUUGGUUGUAGAACAUGACAGAAUUGCAGAAGUGAAUCAUGAAGAGAAGAAUAAGCCAGAAGGGAAGGCUCUCCAAAAUAAUCCAUCACGAUUUAACCAGGAUUAUCCCAUAGAUCUUGCAUCCAACCCUAGAGGAGAAUUUCAGUCUCAUGAUGUAUCAUUCGAUCAGCUGAGACAGACUUUGUGUCUUCCCCAAACGGCUGUUUUGAAGCUUUUAUUUACAAAUGAGAGAAGAAUUCUGACGUUUGAAUCACCGACAGUGGGAAAUAGGCUGAAUGAGGUGGAACUGAUUUCUUUGGAAAUCUUAAAUCAAAAGCCUGAUAUUGUAUUAUCUGCUAAAGUUUCUUCUGAGCAUCCUGGUGUCGACUUUGAUAUUUUUUCUGGAAGUUUUGGUGUCAUUGUUCACACAAGAAACAAGUCCAAGUUGCCACGACGUAUACAAGCUGAAGACGGUGGAGACUCACCAAGUGUUGUGCCUAGUUCUCUUGAUCUGCCCUUAUCCCAGAGAUUUGCUUUCCAACUUGUAAAUCUGUUUGGAUCUCCUGGAGUUCCAAUAGAGUCUUUGUUGCUUGAUGACUAUGUAGUUACCCUCGACUGGAAAACAUUAAAGAUGAUCUAUUUGCAGUGGAAGGCAUCAGUAGAGGUAUACUGUUACACUUUUAAAGAAACACUUCACUAACUGAGACCUUAAC
Vombatus ursinus (common wombat) is the source of this 2344-nucleotide messenger RNA. It is a transcript of the gene N4BP2L2, whose product is annotated as NEDD4 binding protein 2 like 2. Lineage: Eukaryota; Metazoa; Chordata; Mammalia; Diprotodontia; Vombatidae. The transcript is spliced from 7 exons. The record is from RefSeq and is a predicted model, not a curated record. Gene Ontology annotation, biological process: negative regulation of transcription by RNA polymerase II. Bases 1 to 2331 code for a protein of 776 amino acids. Gene Ontology annotation, cellular component: nucleus. Gene Ontology annotation, molecular function: transcription corepressor activity.